Molecule: messenger RNA, 402 nt
Organism: Durusdinium trenchii
Lineage: Eukaryota; Dinophyceae; Suessiales; Symbiodiniaceae
Source: the annotation of a GenBank genome assembly
AUGAUACGCUGUUGGCAUCGAUGGUUGUUUUUCCUGGCUUUGUCCAUGGCGGAACGCUGUGAAGAGGACAGCUCGUUGCUUCAGACACGAUCCGAUGGAGCUCUACAAUCGGGGCAACGGCCAUGCGAAGCGGAGCUACGACCAUGCAUGUUCAAGCUUUGCAUGCCAAAUGAUGUCCAAACACGCCGAGAGAAAAAAAGACAAAAAGGUAACCUGGACCCUUCUAACUUCGAACUCACCCCAGAUAUAUAUAUCCUCAAGAACCACCUGUUUAGAACCUGUGGCUCCCUCAGGCAAUGUUAUGCCAAUGGUGUCCAGUGUCCAGGAUUGUUUCCGAGAUCUGACUCUUCAACUGUGACUUUCAACAUGACCUCCUUGUGCGUCCAUGCUUUCGGCUUGUGA